Molecule: messenger RNA, 1789 nt
Organism: Exophiala xenobiotica
Lineage: Eukaryota; Fungi; Ascomycota; Eurotiomycetes; Chaetothyriales; Herpotrichiellaceae
Exons: 2
Coding region: 50-901 (283 amino acids)
Biological process (GO): nucleoside phosphate metabolic process; ribose phosphate metabolic process
Cellular component (GO): nucleus
Molecular function (GO): ADP-ribose diphosphatase activity
Source: RefSeq, a predicted model, not a curated record
AGAUACCUAGGUAUAAUUAUCAGGAGUUGGGGCUGGGAACCUACCAAGAAUGAACCUCAUAUUGGACACAGUACCUGAGAUGGACGAGGUCAGAUCGCUUGGCGGUAAAGCUUUGGUGCGUCAUAUUCCUCGAGUAGCUCCAUGGUGCCGUCAGUGUCCGUCUCUACUAGUACCAGCCCAACUGCGUUCAAUGCUUCUCUCACGACAUUGCACUGCACUCAUACGAUACCCGACAUUGGCUGGCAAACUUAAGCUAUCGUUCACUGCAUUGACCAUGUCGCCAAAGACUCAAGAGCCGCAAAUUGUCUCGGUCACGGACCUUAGCUCUGCCGAAGCCAAAUGGGUUGCUUUAAAGAAGGUCGACUUCAUGGACCAGACAGGCACCUCUCGCUCCUGGGAAAUUGCUGUUCGCAAGACAACCUCCAAGUCCGGUGUCGAUGCCGUGGCUAUGGGAAACAUCUUCGUCCACCCCUCCAAACCGCCGAGCACCAUGCUCGUUAUUCAAUAUCGUCCUCCGAUUGGGAAGUAUACCAUUGAAUGGCCUGCUGGGUUGGUCGACGAACACGAGACACCCGAGGAGGCUGCAGUCAGAGAAAUGAAGGAAGAGACAGGAUACGAGGGUAAAAUACUUCACACUGGACCAGUGUUGGCCAGUGAUCCUGGCCUGACCAAUGCGACGCUACAGCUCGUGAUGAUGGAGGUGAAGCUCAGCGAGAAGGAGGACAUAAUGCCAGAUCAGAAACUCGACGAGGGAGAGCUGAUUGAAAGAGUCAUGGUACCGUUAACUGAGCUAUAUGAUCGACUGCUGAGUUGGAGCGCUCAGGACAAGUACAUGGUGGCGGGCAAGUUGUUUUACUUCGCGGCCGGCCUGCAUUUUGCGAAGCACGGAGGCUACGUCUGAGAUCGCCCAACAAUCCUUGCAUUAGAAGCACGUCCAUCGAAUCGGUAAGGCGAUGCAACGCACUACUUGACCUGCAAAAGAUGAUACAGCCCUGGCAAAUUUGGACAACUAUCUCAUCUGAAGUCCUUGCGCCAUGGACUGUAGAGAGAUAGACACCUCGUGCUGACACUAAGGCCUAUCCACUAUCAAUCAAUGUACGAAUUUAGCAAGGAAGUCAUGGAGCCGUUGAGGGCAGAUCAUCGGACGCUGGGGGUGUUAACGACAAGGAUGACUGUUGACCUAAGUUGUGUUGCCGAACCUACUCCUCAUUGUCAUCGACAUGCUUGCUAUGGCUUUCAAUGAAGCGGACUACAUGCUAGACUCUAUCCAAGCCAUCAGCCUGGCAGCACUUGGCACAACAGCUACUCAUACGACUUGGCUGAUGAAGAAGGGUACGACGGGCCGCCAGAUUCGCCUUCCGGUCGGCAAGUACAUUCUCGAGGUCUGCACCGCAGUCGAAAAGUCUACGCAUAAUCCGCAAGCGAGCGCACAUCAGCUGUCCGUCGGGGGUAGGAUGUGUGGAUAUGGUACCAUGGACAUGAUGGCGGAGAGAGCCCGCUAACAUGCCUGAUAGAAGAGCUGCUGGGAUACAUCUACGACCUGCUUGAACUACCUGGUAGACGUUUGGCAGAGGUAGCCCAGACAGUGUCUGUCGACAAAGAUACCUCUCGCCGUGACCAUUCCCACACUUCCCAAUUGGUGGGACUUAGUGCCUGUCAUCGAGCUGUCAGACUGUUUCAGGAUCUCCUGGACCAUAUAGUCGUGGCACCGUCUGCGCAGGCGACAAGACGCCUAACUUUUUCCAAGCUAGAUAAGUUAAAGUUCGUAAAACUUUGCCCGAAAAGCAGC